UAGCCACAUAAAAAAAUAUUUCAAUGUUAUACUUGGGUCCCUAACAACUCACCCAGUUGCAGGUCUCAUGACUUUGCUUGAACAUGUCAGUAGUGGAAGCAAAACAGGGACAUUCUUAGGAACCAUGUGAAACGAGUCUGCUGGAAGAUUAUUACUUGUUUAUCCAAUAUUUAUCCAAAAGGUGGUGCUACAACCACAUAAUUUCUUCUUCCUAAACUAGAAUAUAAUAGAAUGUACCAGUAGCAAGUAGAUGGACAUAUGCAGAUUUCUAACCCACAGAGCCACACACUGCAAAAAAACGUAAGCUUUAGUACAUACUCAUGCUUUAAAUAUGUCUGUUUAAUUCCUGUAUAUCAUAAAGAUUGGAGACUUUUUGCUGCAGUUGGGUGGUUUGUGCAGUUGCAUGGUGGCUCAGUGGGUAGCCUUUUUCUCUUGCACCUCUGCAGUUAUGGGUCUGACUCCCUUCCUGUUUGUGGAGUUUACCUGUUCUCAUGGGUUUUCACUGGCUGUUCUGGUUUCCUCUUGUAGUCCAAAGACAUGCAGUCAGUCUAAUUGUUGUAUCUAAGUUUAAUGCAUGUGUACUGUCUACCAAUCAUGGGGAACAGACUCACAGUGACCCUCACCAGGAUACGUGCUUAGAAGAUGCAUGGUCAACAAUUAAUGAAGAAUAUGUACAUCUUAUGCUAAGUAUUAAAAAUGAUUUAAUAGCAUGAUAAAUAGCUCUUGCUGGCAGAAAGACAGCAUGAGCCUGCUUUGUUAUAAGCAGUGAUAUGAUCAGUGUUCUGUUACCUUAACAAAGUUUCUCUUUAUGUCGAUUUUGUCUGCUCUUAGCUCUACUGGUUUUGCUGAGUACAUUGCAAAGACCUAAUGACAGCUGCAUUGACAAUUAGAGAAAAUAAUAGGCACAGUUUUGGCGAGAUGACACACCCUGCCACCCCCAAGGCCUGGACUCUAAUGUUUUGUGGCCACUGGCUUAGGCUUUGCAUCAUAUGUUUUAAAAUGAGCAGAGUUUUGCGUCGAUGUGACUUCAUGCAUGGUUUAAAAUGAGCUCCCAGGAAGACACAGUGGAUGGCAGCCCAUCAAUAAAAUCACGGCCAGGCGUCUGUGCCCCCAAACCCAAUGACUGUGCAGAAGUUUAGUCUGGGCUUAUCCCCUGUUACAUUUGCCCCCGAUUAGCACCAAUCCCCCUGGUGCAUUCUGUACUUUGGCUGGGCCUGUUUGCAAUGCCACCGGGGUCUCUGGACUGGAAAAAAGGCCACACUGUUGGGUUUUUCCAUAAGCCUCUUUGCAGAGCUUGGCAAACACCCUUGGGGAUUACAUCAAUACAGCUGCCAUCAGACCAGCAUGCAAGGCACCAGGUCCUCAGUCGUGCAAGUCAGAGGAGCUCUGUAUAUAUGAUGUGAGGAGAAUUGUAAAAAUCUCAUUUCCCAAACCCGAUAAACUCAUGUGUAUAACAGAACUUUUUCUCUAUUGCUGUGCAUUCACAUGAAAGAGGAAACACACCUUUGUUAUGAGUAUCUGCUCCAAUGUGUGUGGGAUGGUGACACUGUUUUGAGGGGCAUCAUAUUACACAUUAAACACAUUUGGAUGGACUGCGCUGAAUGGCCACAUCCCACAUGUGUGUAUAGGUUUGAGGUUGCUGGCUAGUUGGAUUCAGUUACCAAUCGAUAGAGUGUAUAGCACUAUGUGACAUGCAUAUCAUGCUCCUGUGCUAGCUAAAGAGCAGGUGGAACAGAGGGGAGCAGUAACAUGCAGGCGGCCAUAGCCUCAAGCUUCAGGAAGGCCCCAAAUGUAGGGCAGAGUCUCUCUGCCCAUAGCAGCAACUGUCUCUGUGACGCCACAUUAUUUAUGACCUCCUAGGUCUCAGCACACAUGGGCGUAAAGACCAUGAAUCAACAGAGGAAACUGUCACACCAUUUUCACAUUCUACUUUUUAAAAUGGUUGUUUAAAUUGUACAAUAGUAUCCUGUUUUGACUGACAAGCGGCUAACAUUCUGACAGAACAAUUAUUAUUAUUAUUAUUAUUGUUGUUGUUGUUGUUCUUUUUCUUAAUGUUGUUUGAACCAGAGUCAUGCAUAAUAUAAUCAAUGAAGUUUAACCAUACAUAAUGGAAUUAAAUAGAAUAUAAAAUUGGAAUUUGUCAUGUCAUUUGAUGAAGGACCUUCCACUUUUGACUUGGCUCAGGGCCACUAGAAAUUCCCUCGCUUCUGAUGCCUGCGUUCAUUGCUCCAUGGAUAUGUAAAGCUGUUGGUUCAUGAGGAUGAAUUAUGGUUCCUGGUUUAAGCUGUUUUCGCCUGUAUUUCUGUGGCCUAUACUUUACCAGAUGGUGAGAUUUUCCACCCCUAACGUGGAGCAGGCCGGCAUGAACAUUUGUGACUGUGUCCUCUUUGCUGCCUCUCUCUUCACCCCUCACUGUUUACUCCCCGUAAUCUUCUCUUCUUUUCCAAUAGUUUUGAAAUGAUUUAUUGCUACCUUAAUAAGUCGAUGCACUUUAAUCAUUCCACACCCAUCCUGUUUCCCAUGUCUGUUAUCAUGACGAUAAAGAGGACUGUGGUGGUUAUGCUGAUGUGACAUUUAACACACUUGUGGCAAAGGGAAAGAGUUUGGCGUCUACCAGGAGCCAGCCGUCCACUGAUGUAGCUGGAUCCGGAAUCCAUAUUGAGGGAUUGAUGACUAUGAUGAAAGGAAAAACAGAGCAUGAGGCCAGUUCCACUGCAGGGUCAUUUCCAGUUUCUCAGCAACCACUUUUCCUUUUCAACAAGGCCUACGCUUGUGUGGUCCCACAAUGAGAUCCCAGUCCUGUGGUCAAACAGGUGAAAAACACAUAAAAAGUAGCAGUAUUUCAGUUGUGCAAAAUAAGAAUUAAAUUUCCCUUCAUUUCAACCUAGGAAGAAGUAAUUCAGCUGUAACAUGCAAUGUUACUGUUUGAGUAAAAUACAAAAAAAUUGACUUAUUAACACAGUUUGGGGCAAGGGGGAACAUUUACCCCCUAAUGUUUAAUUUGAUUUAAUAGCUGUGCUGGCCCUCAAUAUCAAACUCUCUCCUAUACCCUUGAAUACAGUUGAUGAAAAUGAAAGUAAUUAUUUAUGUUUUACUAAAGUAAUGUCUUUUGCCAAGUGUAAAUAUGCUGUUUUCUGAAUUUUUCCAUUUACUACAUUGAAAUUUGACCUGCCACACUCAGCUCAAUUAAAAGCAUUUUCCAGCUGGACAGUCAGUCUGUAGCAUGUGCACAUGCACGCUUGUGCAUUGGAGUUCUCCCCUGUUUCCCUAGGCCCUACUUCACAAAUUCACAUUAACUCCAUGACUUGAAAGUGGUAGCAACCACACUCACCACUGGCCACUGUCAGUAUCCCUGUCGCCCUGCUUGUUUUGGCAGAUGCUUUUUCUGGCACUGGGUCCUACUUCUACCAGGCCAACUGUAGCUGGCAGGUCAUGGCACUGCCUUGCCUGUUCUGCUGACAGGAUGGUCUUGCCAUGAGAUGAUGCCAUUGCAGAGAAAUCCAGGCUAAUUCCGCUUAUUCUGUGGGGCAGGUAUAUAUAGAGCAGCCAGCAGGAGUAGUGGGACACUGUGACAAGGUUUUGUUCCCUCCGCCCUGUUCUCCUGUGCUCUGAACCUCGAUUUACUUUGUCAUUUCUGCUCCAGAAACACUAGCGUGCAGAGCCAAGCUAAAGCCGAACACCAUGGAAAUCGCAAUCCAGAGCCCCUGGUUCCACCGUGCCCUGAGCCCCUUCUAUCUUUUUGACCAAUUCUUCAGAGAGGGCCUCUUUGAUUAUGACCUCUUCCCGUUCUCCUCCUCCACCAUCAGCCCAUACUAUAGACAUACAUUCUUCCAGAAUCUGGAGUCCUUCAAUUCUGGAAUCUCUGAGGUGAGGUCUGACGGGGACAAGUUCACAGUCUGCCUGGACGUGAAGCAUUUCUCCCCCGAGGAGCUGAGUGUCAGGGUGGAGGAUGGCUGUUUGGAGGUAAAGGGCAAGCACGCUGAGCGGCGGGUAAGAAGCCAACUCGUCACGACCCCUGGGGAGGAUGAGUGUUGCGGUUUCUCACCCGUUUAUGAAAUUAAGGCCUUCUGACAUUCUCAGAGAUUUAAAAUGAUCUUCACAUAUGAGGCAUCCGGGAAAUGGCUGUUUGUCCCUGGACUUAGGUCUGAGUCAUGCCUGCAGUGAGAAGGACGUUCUUACAUUCGGCACUUCAGGCAAAAUGUUGCCCUGCCGAUGGACGUUUAUGCAGGACCAGAGCGGUUUGGAAUAGGGUUUAUUUUGUCGGCUGAAUUUCCAAAAGGACCACAUUCAGAUACAGUAUGUUCUGUUUUCUCCAGGAUAUCUUUGAAGUGUUCCAUAUGUACUCUGACCUUGAUUUCUUAAGAGUGUACAGUGUGUGUGUGCAUGUGUGUUACAGACCAUCUCAUGGGGGAGUCUGUAGAAGGGUAAAUAUUUCACGGGAAGUAUUGUCGUCAUGGCCGUGACCUCUGGACCAGCAUGCUAGGGCUGUGCCUGGAAGCAAAUAAAACCUGACAUAGGAACUCCCAAAGACGCAAAUUACCAACCACGCGAAUGACUCCUCCGCAGGCGGGAAUCGAGCACAAUGAAAGCUCUGUCACUAGUAACUGGAUUUUGUACCGUACAAGGUAAUCAGUGACGCCAGCUGUAAAAUCUCAGGAUGACCAUGGGUUCAUCUGCCGGGAGUUCCAUCGCUGCUACCACCUGCCCCUCAAUGUGGAGCAGUCAGCCAUCUCUUGGACACUGUCUUACAAUGGACACCUGACAGUCUGUGCACCCAAGGUCUUCAUGGCAGCAGAGUCCCACCGCAACAUCCCUGUCACCCAUGGGGACAAGCCAAAUUCUGCUGUCUCCUCAGGUGGAGAGGGCCAGGAGCUAAGGGGGGUGAGGGGCACCAGUGGGUGCUUUUGAAGGUCUUGGUUUCAGAAAGACAAACAAGGAAGCUAGACUAUGCCUGAGAGGCAGGGUAUGUCUCCAAUUGCUCAUCUUCAUUAGUUUACCUUUUCUCUUCCUUCACAUCCCAUUCACCUCCUCCUGAUGUCAGGCUCUGUCAUGGAUAUCACAGAUACGACCUGCUUCUUAUGUUCUCUUUAUAGUGACAUGAUUACCAUUAAUGAGAGCAGUGGGAAUGGGUGGAGACGGAUGCUCUUUGAGAUCAAAGAAAAGUAAUAGAGAAUGACAUCACCUAGUCCAGGCAUCGUUUCACAAGGUUAUCAUAACUUUGGUCUUUGGGCAGCUACUAUUCUGCCUGAAGUGAAGUCAGAAUAAAAUGCUUGAAAAAGGAGACUUAUAGAUGCCUUUUUGAUAGCGGAAAAUGGGAAUGGAGAGUCUGAGGUAGGGAAAGCAUGAUAAAUCUCUCCUGUUUUGUAGUUAAUGCUUUGUAAUCUGGUAUCCUUUCAUCAAAGUCUACUAAACAUUAAAUAAAGCUGCUAAAGUAA
Messenger RNA from Paramormyrops kingsleyae, 5435 nucleotides. Lineage: Eukaryota; Metazoa; Chordata; Actinopteri; Osteoglossiformes; Mormyridae. The record is from RefSeq and is a predicted model, not a curated record.